AACCCAAAAGCUUUCCUUUCACCAAGAAAGCAGAAACCAAACCGGCUAACCCCACCUUAGCCUCGGUCCCGAGCCACUCCGCUUCGUCCCCUGAGCCUCGGCCCCGGCCCGAGCCUCGGUUAUGUUUCUCAGUUCGUUGAAAAUUUCGCACUAUUUCGAUCACUUUUAUCUCUCGCUCUCUCAAGACGCGCAUUCCUCUCUCUUCGAUUCAUACCCUAAAGCUUAGCAAUCAGACACUCCCAGAGGAUCGGUUCUGAGCUUCAUUGGAGGCCGCUUGACGUCACUUGAGAUGGGAAUCUCGUGAUGAUGUGAAUGUUAUGUGCUGAAGUACAUUGAAUUGGAGAAGCAAGACCUGAGAAGAGUUCGUUGUAAGGGUGAAGAAAAUGAUACAGCCCUUAAAAUUGGAGAUUAUGCAAUGGAUAUGGUCCCUAUCGAUGGCUAGCUCAUCAGUUUGCCGGGUUUGUGAAGGGAAAGUAUUUCAGUCUGAAUAGAAAUAAAUUUUGAGUGUUGGGAACGUGGCAUUUGCAGAGAAUAAAUGCACAGGAAAGAGGUAAUUUUUCUCCUCACAAAAUUUUAGCUACUGAAUACUCGUGGGCUGGAUCAUCUAUGCCUGGCAACGAAGUUGAAGACAGGGUCCACAAUUUCUUUGGCCAAGAGAACUCGUCUCAGGGCCAUCAUCAUUCACAAACAGGUCACGGAAACUGGCCUGUUUUAAAUAGCAAUCUGUUGGUUGGAAACCAGAGACAGAUCGGUGCUUCUUUUAUUUCCGAUUCAAAGAAUUACAAUGUACAGCAGUCAGAUGACUCUGAGAGGGGAGGAGGAAGUCAGUCUUUGCGUGUGCAACAUGGUUUCAACUUGACACAAUCAAAUGUGAGGUCUGAGUUUGGGCGAAGUUUGCCUCAGAACCAGCAUACAACUUUGAAUGGCUAUGUGCAUGGUCGUCAAUUUGUCCAGACGAGGCAGAAUGAAGCAAACUUGUUGGGAAUGGAUACAGAAGCUGAUCGGCAUAAUUUAACAUUACAAGGCAUAUCUAUUCUCGAGUCACAGCGAGGCAGUGGUCCUGAGCUUACUAAGAAAAAUCCAUCAAGGUUGGAAGAUACUGAAUCUCCGGUUAAUUAUGAUUUUCUUGGAGGUCAACAGCAAAUGAGUGGCCAGCAGCCUGGCAUGCUGCAAUCUUUGCCAAGGCAGCACUCAGGGAUCAAUGACAUGCAGGUACUACAGCAACAAUUCAUGCUCACACAAAUGCAAGAACUUCACAGGCAGCAGCUAGAGGAAAGGCAACAGAGUUCAAUAAAUCAGGUUUCUCCUGUCCCAAAACAGACAGCUCCCAACCAUUCUGCUGCGCUGGUUAAUGGCAUUCCUAUUAAUGAGGCAGGUAAUUAUCCAUGGCCACCUGAGCUUGUGUCAGGUAACUCAAAUUGGCUGCAGCGUGGUGCAUCUCAAGUUAUACAAGGAUCUUCUAGUGGACUUAUGUUAUCCCCUGAGCAAGGCCAGGCACUACGUCUGAUGGGAUUAGUUCCUCAACAGGUUGAUCAAUCUCUUUAUGGGGUUCCUAUUUCUAGUGUAAGAAGUACUCCAAGUCAAAAUUCUCACGAUCAACUGGAUAAGCCUGCAUUUCAUCAGGUUUCGUCCAGUGGUAAUUCCUUUUCAGGUCACCAGUAUGCUACAUUUCCUGGUCAGGCUAGCAUGCACGAUGAAACUUUUGCUUCCAGACAGAAUUUUCAAGCUAAAAAUAUGUUUGGUCCUGCUGCUGGCCAAGGUCUAAACACUGUACCUAAUUUGGAAAACUUGCAGCAAGUGAAUCCUCAGCAAAGAAGUGCAUCAAUGCAAGAAUUGAAUGUGAGGCAAGAGUUAAAUGGAUCGUCAGAAACAUCACAUGAGAAAACACUAGUGCAGGUUGCCCCAUCUCAGAGCGUGUCUUCCCUGGAUCCAGCUGAACAGAAGAUUUUGUUUGGUUCGGAUGAAAAUCUGUGGGAUGCCUUUGGCAGGAGCACAAGGGCUGGAAAUAUGUUGGAUGGUACUGAUUUUUUCAAUGGAUUUCCUUCUGUGCAAAGUGGGAGUUGGAGUGCUCUUAUGCAGUCUGCUGUUGCAGAAACUUCGAGUGCUGAUUUAGGACUUCAGGAAGAGUGGAGUGGUCCGACAUUUGGGGACACAGGACCUCCAACUGGGAAUCAACAGCCCUUAACCAUUAAUGACAGUAGCAAACAGCCAGUCUGGACUGAUAACAGCUUGCAGACUGCUUCGGCUUUGAGUUCUAGACCUUUCCCCCUUUCUGAUGAUGCAAAUAGGCCCUCUACAAGUAAUAAUUAUUUUAAGGUUCCAGGAGUUCAGCAGUCAGGACUCAAAAAUCUGCAUCAACAGGGUGACAGGUUUCAAAAUAAUUCUUCUAAUAGAAGUAUUCCACAGUUUCAGGAAGAAGGAAGCAAAUGGUUAGAUCGUAACCCGCUACAAAAGCCAUUAACUGAAGGCAGUCAUAUUUAUGGAAAUUUUGCUCAGCCUUCAGGGGUAGAAACAAGUACCAAGAACAUUUCCGGUUCUUUGGCCCAUCCACAGAUUAUAUCUUCUUAUAAUAGUGUUGGCCAGCCUUACAAUAGAUCAAAUGGAUGGAAUUUUACUGAAUCGUUGUCACCUGAUAGUGGUUCUACUUUGAAACAUCAUGAGAAUGAAAAAUCAUCUCAACUGACUCAGAGUAGUGAUCAUAAGGGAGCCGCACACCUGGGAACUGGUCAUGGUGCUGGUCGAUGGAAGGCUACCGCUGCUCCUAAUUCAUCUGCUGCAUCAGAACAUGUAAAAUCUGGUAUAGGUAGCUUGCAGGUCUUCAGGGAAGAUUCAAGUUCUAAUAGUAUUGCUGCAAUUCCUAAUUCAAGCACUUUGAGGGCCAACCAGGAAAGAAGCCAGCAGCUUCAAAACAUUAAUAAUCUUGAUUUCUGGAAGGAUGUUCAAUCCUCAGGGAACUCCAAAGGAAAUGAGGAUCUGGGGAAAUACCGGCAUCAUCUCGAUGAGAACCCUCAAUUUUUGGAGUCACCAGGGAAUAAUGGGCUGGACAAGGGAACAGUUGAAAUGAAUGAAAAGGAGAACUUGAAUAAGAAAGAGAACUCAAGUGACAGUUCUCGCUCUAAUAUGUUGCAUCAUACUCCUACCAGUGGCUUGAGAGAGAGUGUGUGGCUAGAUGCUAGUGACUCGCAUAAUUUGAUUGAGAGCAAACAAAAGUUAUCCAAUCAACUUAAUCGAAAAUCUGGAACUCGUAGAUUUCAGUACCAUCCAAUGGGGGAUGUAGAUAUCGUGGAGCCUUCUUAUGGCCCAAAACAUAUUGCAAAUUCACAAGCAAUGUCCCAGCAGGUUUCCCAAGGAUUAAGAGGUCAUGACCAGGUUUAUGUUGGCCAAUCAAGAUUUUCGGAUCAGGCUGAUAGAAACUCUAUGGAAUUGGAGAAGGUGGACACCAAAGGCUUAGAUGAGAUACCUUUGAAAAGCAUGCUUCCAGGUUAUGUACCUAAUUCAUCUGGUCCCUAUGACAACUCUGUGGGUAAUUAUGCCUCUAACAAGACGGCUACAUCAAGUCAAAAUAUGCUGGAGCUUCUUCACAAGGUGGAUCAAUCAAAUGAACGUGGCAUCGGAAGACACAUUAGCUCUUCUAAUCACUGUCCAUCUUCUGAGAUGCCUGAAACAGAAACUUCUGAUGGACCUGUUAGUCAUUUUCAGCGAAAUCAGUCCUCCGCCACUCAGGGUUUUGGUUUACAGUUGGCCCCUCCAUCUCAACGGUUGCCAAUUCCUGACCGUGUGUUGUCUUCUCAGAGCUCUUCACAAACAGUUCUUGGCUCAUCUCAUGUAGCUUCUGGGACUGGAGAUAAGGCUAAUAUGUGGUUUGCCUUAACAGCCUCAGUUCAGUCUUUGGCAUCUUCCCAUGAAUCAUCUCAAGGUGAAUUUAGGCAUAAUAUUUCUGAUAGUUCAGGCCAAAUGCCCAAUAAACAGUCACAGUACAAUGUCCAUGGAAAGUUCUCUACAGCUUUAAUGUCUGGUUCUCCAAGUCAUCAUCAAGGCCAGCACACCACUGUUGCAAGUGGGCAACUAAUGUUGGAUCAAACUGGUCAAUCUGUACUGGCGUCAGCACCAGAUGCAUCCACAAGGACUCAACAUGACCUGGCUUGUUCUGCAGAGUUGUCCCAGCCAAAUAGUUCAGACCAAACGCAUUCAAGAGAUCCCCAAUCAAUCCCGUCUUCGGAGCGCAUGCAAGUCUCUCUGCCUUCUGUUACACCUGGCAUUUCUCAACUGACUGCAUUCUCAAAAAUGGUUCCUAAUUUAUGGAACAGUGUUAAAAGCCAGCAACAUUUGUUGGCAGCCCAACCAUCCAAGGCUUCAUCUAACUUGUUUAAGUUCCAUCAUCAAUCAGAUAACAAUUCUGGACCUUUGAAGCUUGAUAAUCAAGAUGCCCAGAAAGGAGGGGAUGGUAAAUCUGGAUUUAUUACAAGUUCUAUAAAUUCACAAGGCUUUGCCGGGAAAGAGCAGUUGUUGGGAAAAAACCCUGGGCAGCAAAUGUCAGCUGAGAAUAAUGACCCUGUUGAAAACAUGUUGAGCUUAUCACAGGGGAGGGAAUCUGUUGUAAAUCCUCUGUCUGAUUCACCUCAUUCGAAUGCUGCUUCUACUCAAAGAGACAUUGAAGCUUUUGGCCGUUCUUUAAGACCAAAUAAUGCUAUGCAUCAGAAUUACUCCUUACUGCAUCAAGUACAAGCCAUGAAAACUGGCGAGAUUGAUCCAAGUAAUCAUAGCGCAAAGAGAUUUAAAGGUCCAGAUUCUGAUAGGGAUGUACAGCACAUAGCUCCAAAAGGAGGACAACCAUCAUAUGGAUACAAUAAUAUGGUUAGAGAUGCAUCGUGUGAUCACAGUUUAGGUCCAUCUGGAGAUUCUAAGAUGCUAAGCUUUUCAGCUAAGCCAGGGGAAAGUCAGGAUACAAAUGCAUCUGCUCAGGAUAUGUAUGCAUUUGUUCGGGACAAUCAUCAUAAUUUAUCAAGUAGUAGUAGUGCAACUGCUGUUCGGUCUGAGAAUUCUCAGAUCAGUCCCCAGAUGGCACCGUCCUGGUUUGAGCAGUAUGGAAGCUUUAAAAAUGGACAAACGUUGCCAACAUAUGAUGUGCAGAAGACUGCCACUGCAAAGGCUUUGGAGCAGCCUUUCAUUGUUGGGAAGCCAACUGACAGUUUGCUUGCUUGUAGUUCGACAGAUCAAGUCAAUGCUGCUCCCGAUGCUAGUCAUCUUGCUUAUGUUCAUCAAAGUUCUUACUCUACAUCAGUCGCAAAUGAACAGCCCUCAUCGCAUCAUUUAUUGCCUCCUGAUGUCACCGAUCAUAGUAUGAUUACUGUAAGACCGAAGAAGCGUAAGAGUGCUACAUCAGAACUCAUACCAUGGCAUAAAGAAUUGACGGAAGGCUCCCAAAGGCUUCAGAAUAUCAGUGUGGCAGAAUUAGUUUGGGCCCAAGCAGUUAAUCGACUGAUUGAGAAGGUUGAAGAUGAAGCUGAGGCGGUUGAAGAUGGUCCACUCAUCCUUAUACCUAAAAGAAGGCUAAUUUUGACAACACAACUUAUGCAGCAGCUGCUACACCCUCCUCCUGCAGGAGUCAUCUCUGCUGAUUCUAGGUCACACUAUGAGAGCAUAGCUUACUUUAUUGCCAGAUCAGUACUAGGAUAUGCAUGCGGUGCAAUUUCUAUCCCUGGAAAUGAUGCUUUUAUGGCUACCGACAACAGAAGCCUCCUGUCUGAGAAGCUCACAACAUUUGGAAGUGCUCACCAUCGAUGCUUAAAGGUCAUGGAAGACUUUAUUGGCAAAGCGAGGAAGCUCGAAACUGAUUUGUUGAGACUGGACAAUAGAACCUCAAUAUUAGACUUAAGAGUGGAAUACCAGGAUCUAGAGAGGUUUUCUGUCAUCAAUCGUUUUGCCAAAUUUCAUGGUCGGGGGCAAGUUGAUGGACCUGAGACCUCUUCGUCUUCUGAUACAACUGCAAAUUCCCAAAAAUCUUGCCCCCAGAGAUAUGUUACCGCACUUCCAAUGCCUAGGAAUCUCCCCGACAGGGUACAAUGUCUGUCACUUUGAUCAUUAAUUAAUUGAUUUUUCCCUCUUUCUUGGUCAAUUGUCUCCACGCCCCUUGUGCUUCUCUGGUCCAUUUUCUUUCAACUGAUCUAAUGGUGCUUGGUUCGACCCAAUAGAAUCACAGGAGUGUGGAUGUAGGAAGAUGGAUAGUAGAAUGUCCCCUCAAACUCGAUGGAGGCUGUUAGAUCUUUGCAAUCUAGGCCAUUGAUGUCGUUCUUGAUAAAUAUAAGUUGUCCUGUAUACUUUGAUAGUGUAGAAAGAAACUACAUUACUGCAAGGCCCCGUCAUUUUUCAGUAGCUGGGGGGAGGACAAGCAGAGUCUGGUUUUUCAGCAGCCAUAAUUUCAGGUAAUAAUGUGAAUUGUUCAUAA
This is a messenger RNA of Carya illinoinensis, 6445 nucleotides long. RefSeq lists its product as uncharacterized. The transcript is spliced from 11 exons. Bases 607 to 6078 code for a protein of 1823 amino acids. NCBI's taxonomy places the organism in Eukaryota, Viridiplantae, Streptophyta, Magnoliopsida, Fagales, Juglandaceae. The record is from RefSeq and is a predicted model, not a curated record.